UCAUUGCUUGACUGGAAUCUAUGAAGCAAUUUACAGAGUACCAGCCAGCAUCUUGGGAAAGUGGUACCAGCUUUGCCAGACGCUAAAACUGAAAUUCGCGGCUAUUUUAGUAAUUAGCCCCGACUCUUCCUUCCGCUACUCAAAUCCCUCGAAACUACAUCUCCCAGCAUGCUCUGAAGCUGGUCUGACUUCAUCUCAAAUGGCCCCGUAGGGCAACAAUGGUUAGUUUUGACUGUGCUUAUUUGUGCUAUAAAAUAUCGAUCCUAAUUGGCAGUUAUUUGGGCUUUUAUAUCUGCCGACCUCCGUUUUUGAACUGUAGUCACUAAAUGUAGGGGUUCUGGCCUGAGAAGGCCCAUGCAUUCCUUCAAUUGGAUGGGGAGCAGGGACAGUGUCACCGGCGAUCUCGAAACUAGGAGGGAAUGUUGACCAGGGAGCACCGCUGCGGCCGAUCAGAGGAGCAGGAACCGGAGCCCGGGCUGAGUCCGAAAAAAGCCGGAUCCGGACGGUGGCUCCGGAACGGCUGUAAGUGGAAGAUGGAGGAGCCGGAGGAACCGGCGGACGGUGGGCAGUCGCUGCCCCCGGUUUACAUUUACAGUCCCGAGUAUGUUAGCAUGUGCGACUCCCUGGCCAAAGUCCCCAAACGGGCCAGUAUGGUACAUUCCUUGAUUGAAGCAUAUGCACUGCAUAAGCAAAUGAGGAUAGUUAAGCCCAAAGUGGCCUCCAUGGAGGAGAUGGCCACUUUCCACACCGAUGCCUAUCUGCAGCAUCUCCAGGAGGUCAGCCAAGAAGGAGAUGAUGAUCAUCCAGACUCCAUAGAAUAUGGACUAGGUUAUGACUGCCCAGCCACUGAAGGAAUAUUUGACUAUGCAGCAGCUGUAGGAGGGGCUACAAUCACAGCUGCCCAGUGCCUGAUUGAUGGAAUGUGCAAAGUAGCGAUCAACUGGUCCGGAGGGUGGCAUCAUGCAAAGAAAGAUGAAGCAUCUGGUUUUUGUUAUCUCAAUGAUGCUGUCCUGGGAAUAUUACGAUUACGACGGAAAUUUGACCGUAUUCUCUAUGUGGAUUUGGAUCUGCACCACGGAGAUGGUGUAGAAGAUGCCUUCAGUUUCACCUCCAAAGUCAUGACGGUGUCCCUGCACAAAUUCUCCCCAGGAUUUUUCCCAGGAACAGGUGAUGUGUCUGAUGUCGGCCUAGGGAAGGGACGGUACUACAGUGUAAAUGUGCCCAUUCAGGAUGGCAUACAGGAUGAGAAGUAUUACCACAUCUGCGAAAGUGUACUAAAGGAGGUGUACAUAGCCUUUAAUCCCAAAGCAGUGGUCUUACAGCUGGGAGCUGAUACAAUAGCUGGGGAUCCCAUGUGCUCCUUUAACAUGACUCCAGUGGGAAUUGGCAAGUGUCUUAAGUACAUCCUUCAGUGGCAAUUGGCAACGCUCAUUUUGGGAGGAGGAGGCUAUAACCUUGCCAACACGGCUCGAUGCUGGACAUACUUGACCGGGGUCAUCCUAGGGAAAACACUAUCCUCUGAGAUCCCAGAUCAUGAGACUGCAAGCUCCUCAAGGCCAGGGAUUGUCUGCUUCAUCAUUGUCUCUCAUCUCCCCGCCCUGCAUCCUGCCUCAGAAGACAACCAUUUUUCACAGCAUAUGGUCCUGAUUAUGUGCUGGAAAUCACGCCAAGCUGCCGGCCAGACCGCAAUGAGCCCCACCGAGUCCAGCAAAUCCUCAACUACAUCAAAGGGAAUCUGAAGCAUGUGGUCUAGUUGACAAAAAGAGAUCAGGUUUCCAGAGCUGAGGAGCAGUGCCUGUAAUGAAGACAGCGUGUUUAUGCGAGCAGUGUGUGGAAUUUGUGACUGCAGGGGAAAUUUGGAAGAAUUUUACUUCCUGAAAAUUUCCAAGGGGCACCAAGUGGCAGCUGGCCUCCUGGGUUGAGGCAGGCAGGCACCCCAGAGGCCUCAACUAGACCUAGGGGAAGACAAAGAUUUCCAACACUUAAAGUGUUUAUUUUUUAAAAACACACAGAUGCCGUUUUUAAUCUUUGAAAAUUAUUUUUAAGCAAGUUGGGGAGGGGGUAUUUUUAUUUUCUUAAAGGAGACAGAUCAGAAGCUGGAGGAAAGCAUGGAGAUUUGGUUGACAGUUCGUGGGGCAGGGGGGAGCUGACAGGCAGGGUUUGGGCCUCAGGACCAUCCAGGUGGAGCCUCGGGGGGAGGGGGCUGGUCAGCAGACUGGGAGGUGGGGAGAAAUCCACCCGUGUUGUUUUCAGGAUUGCGGAUCUAUUUUGUUUUUUAA
Messenger RNA from Balaenoptera ricei (Rice's whale), 2279 nucleotides. It is a transcript of the gene HDAC8, whose product is annotated as histone deacetylase 8. The record is from RefSeq and is a predicted model, not a curated record. Gene Ontology annotation, molecular function: histone deacetylase activity. The transcript is spliced from 13 exons. Lineage: Eukaryota; Metazoa; Chordata; Mammalia; Artiodactyla; Balaenopteridae. The coding region runs from base 420 to 1739 and encodes 439 amino acids.